Messenger RNA from Cloeon dipterum, 1065 nucleotides. It is a transcript of the gene Coq5, whose product is annotated as ubiquinone biosynthesis protein COQ3, mitochondrial. Gene Ontology annotation, molecular function: methyltransferase activity. NCBI's taxonomy places the organism in Eukaryota, Metazoa, Arthropoda, Insecta, Ephemeroptera, Baetidae. The transcript has 6 exons. Gene Ontology annotation, biological process: ubiquinone biosynthetic process. Bases 155 to 1027 code for a protein of 290 amino acids. The record is from RefSeq and is a predicted model, not a curated record.
UCUCUGUCGAACCUUCUUCUUCCUCAUAACUUUAAAAUCAAAAUAAGCUAAGUAUUCUCAUCUGAUUUACAAAACUUGCCGAGUCUGAGUCAGUUUAUCAAUUCUUUUUUUCUGUCUUUGCCUGGCUUUGCACUCAAAAUCAUUGUGUGAUAAAAUGGCGAGUUUAAUUAGAAGAUCACUGUUAUUACGAACAUUUUGCCGUGCAAAGAGAGUUACGUGCCGCUCACAAUACGUCCAUCAAGAAAGUGCCGGCGCAGAGUGGAGUAAUUCAUCUAAAGAGAGCAAUGAAACCCAUUUUGGAUUUCAAACUGUCAAAGAGAGCGAAAAAGCUGACAAAGUGUAUGAAGUCUUUGAAGAAGUUGCCCAGUCAUAUGAUAAAAUGAAUGAUGCCAUGAGUUUUGGAAUCCACAGACUCUGGAAGGACAUUUUUGUGGACAGGUUAGCACCAAGCAAACCCUGCAAAAUUUUAGACGUUGCUGGUGGAACAGGUGACAUAGCUUUCAGAAUUGCACAAUAUCUCAGAAACAGCGAUGGAAGUGGUAUAACCGUCUGUGAUAUCAAUCAAGCAAUGUUGGACGUUGGCCGGAAAAGAGCAUCAGAACUGGGCUUUUCUGGUAUGGAGUGGCUGCAGGGUAACGCUGAAUGCCUUUCUUCGAUAGCAGACAACACCUAUGAUUCUUACACUAUUGCGUUUGGCAUUAGAAAUGUCACUCACAUUGAUAAAGCCCUGAAAGAAGCCUACAGAGUGUUGAAGCCUGGUGGUCAGUUCAUGUGUCUCGAAUUCAGCCAAGUUCAGAAUGAAAAUUUGAGAUGGUUGUACGACCAAUAUUCGUUCCAGGCCAUCCCUGUCAUGGGCCAGCUGAUCGCCGGCCAGUGGAAGGCCUACCAGUACCUAGUCGAGAGCAUCAGGCAGUUUCCCAAUCAGGAGGAAUUCGCCGGCAUGAUUGAACGCGCUGGCUUCGCUUUCGUCCGGCAUGAGAACCUGACCUUCGGUGUUGUUGCUAUUCACAGCGGACACAAGCUGUAGCAGGCAUACAAAACGAAUAAAAGACUUGCGCUAGGGAA